AUCUUUUGAGUCGAUCGCACGUCCACCAUGCGGAAACUACUGGCAUUGGCAUAUAUCCAAACAAGAUGGCUUUCAACUUUGGCGGUACGAGUGGAACGAGUAAUUUAUUUGGAGCGAAAACUACCAGCUCUGGGCCAAGUUUAUUUGGUUCAUCAUCAGGAGGAUUCAACUUUGGAAGUACAGCAAAGACAACAGCUGGCUUUAGCUUUGGAAGCAGCGCCCCAUCAAGCACCAGCACAGCUGGUGGCACUGGCUUCAAGCUUGGUGCUACCACCACAGCAGCCUCUGCCGGCUUUGGAGGCUUAAACACAGGUGGAACAGGGACCAGUGGCUUCAGUUUUGGAAGUAACCCUGCCCCAGCUGCAAGCACUGGUAGUAGUUUCAAUUUUGGUGGUACAGGAACAGGGUUUGGCUCAUUUGGCGCCAAGACUACUGCAUCAUCAUUUAAUUUUGGUUCGGCCCCAACAACAACCACAUCCUCCUUUUCCUUUGGCAACAAACCGACACAGUUGACUGGAGGAUUUAAUUUGGGAGGCACUAGUUCAGGAUUUGGUUUGGGUAGUGGUGGGCUUGGCCAGCAACAACAGCAGCAGCAACAGCAACAAGGUUUUGGAAUUCAAGGCAGCCUUCUAAACAUUGCUACCGCCCUCUCUAUGCCUGUGAUCUUUGGGGAUGAGCGUGAUGUGAUUCUUGCCAAGUGGAAUCAGUUGCAAGCCUCCUGGGGUACCGGCAAAGGCUGCUACAGUCAGAGCGGUGUUGUAGAUUUCAAACCGGAGAAUCCAUUCUGCAGAUUUAAGACUGUAGGAUAUAGCAUGAAGCCACAAGCACGCGAUCAGGACGGUUUAGUUCGUCUUCACUUCAACAAGAAGGAGAAUGAAGUCAAGGCGCAGCAGCAGCAGCUUGUCGACAACCUGUUCCGCAUACUUGGCAACAAGACAGAUUUGUCUGUCUGCGUUGAAGAUGUCAAAGGUCUUCCAAACGACAAAACUGAGGUCACAAUUUAUGUGCAGCAGCGCACUCCAGCAGGUAAAUCUCAGCGUAUCAAGGCUUCAGAUUUGUUUAGUUACUUUAGCGGAGGGACACCAAAGACACAGCUUACCCAACUAGGAGUUGUAAACCUAGUACCCUUCACCCGACUCUCGGAAGAAGACCUUAACCAGUACCUUGCAUCACCUCCUAUGGGGUAUGAUCCUAGAUUAUGGAGUCAAGCUAAGUUGGACAACCCUGAUCCAGAGAAACUCAUUCCAGUACCAAUGGUUGGAUUUGAUGUGCUUCGUCUUCGCUUAGAAAAACAGAACCAACAGACCAAGAACCACCAAGGACGUCUAGAUCUGGUAGCAAAAGACAUUAGCACACUUCAACACCAGCAGUCUACGCUGCAAGCCAAGAUCGCUGAACACAAACGCAAACAUCUUGAGAUGUCACACAGAGUACUGAAGUUAAUAGCAGGAAUGGAGGUGACACGCAAAGCAGGUCUUGCAAUCCAACAUGACGAAGAACAAAUAAGGACACAACUCGAAGCGUUACAAUCCGAACUGAAUGCACCCAAUCAAAUGAAAGGUCGAUUAAAUGAGAUGAUGUCACAGAUUCGCCUCCAGAACCAGUUGAGCGUUGGGCGUGAAGAACGUUACGGAAUUGAUCACGACCUUCAGCAGGAGAUUAAACAGCAUUUGAAAAAACAGCAGGAAGGAUUGAGCCACCUGAUAUCUACUAUUAAAAGUGAUGUUGAAGAUUUGAAGUUGAUAGAGCAGGGGCUGAUAGGAACGCAGCAGCACGUCAGGUGACACUUAGGUCAUCUAUUAGAGGUAUAUCAACUUUUCAAAGAUGAAGAUGAACUCUGUCUACUGUAAUACAACGGUGUCAGUACAACCAUAAUUAUUUAAGUCAAGACUUUCAUUUUAUCUUGAUGUAGACCUAUAUUGAUUU
Messenger RNA from Anneissia japonica, 1926 nucleotides. Its product is annotated as nuclear pore complex protein Nup54-like. Lineage: Eukaryota; Metazoa; Echinodermata; Crinoidea; Comatulida; Comatulidae. Gene Ontology annotation, cellular component: nuclear pore; nuclear pore central transport channel. The transcript has 14 exons. The coding region runs from base 66 to 1784 and encodes 572 amino acids. Gene Ontology annotation, biological process: nuclear pore organization; NLS-bearing protein import into nucleus; protein localization to nuclear inner membrane. The record is from RefSeq and is a predicted model, not a curated record. Gene Ontology annotation, molecular function: structural constituent of nuclear pore.